This is a messenger RNA of Chelonus insularis, 4799 nucleotides long. It is a transcript of the gene Grip163, whose product is annotated as gamma-tubulin complex component 6. The transcript has 8 exons. Lineage: Eukaryota; Metazoa; Arthropoda; Insecta; Hymenoptera; Braconidae. The record is from RefSeq and is a predicted model, not a curated record. Gene Ontology annotation, cellular component: spindle pole; equatorial microtubule organizing center; gamma-tubulin complex. Bases 470 to 4687 code for a protein of 1405 amino acids. Gene Ontology annotation, biological process: spindle assembly; mitotic cell cycle; meiotic cell cycle. Gene Ontology annotation, molecular function: gamma-tubulin binding; microtubule minus-end binding.
GUAUCCAACUAAACGUCUUACUAUAUGCUCGCACUGCAAGAUCAUUCGUAGUUGAGUUAAACGACCAUUUAUCAAAUAGAGUUGGCUAAACUACAAUGUGAUUUAACACAAUUUACACUACCGAUGUGUAAACACACGAAAUACAAGAGUAAAAGUGUGUCUCGGAGCCAAAAGAAACGUGUACAAACAACUUGCUCGUUUACCUACCAUUUUCAAAUUAAAAUUUGAAAAAAAAUAUGGCUGUUUAUUUAAAUAUUAUUAUUUAUUCACAAAAAUAUUCACAAAUGCUCCACCCUGGAGUGGCAUGCAGAAACUAACCUUAAACGUCGAUUAUUUCUAUUGGCUGAGAAUACUUCGAUCAUCAACUCCGUGACUGCUGCGCAGUAGAGCUUUGUUUUGUUACUAUCAUUCCACCAUAAAAAACUGUAGACAAACAUUUAUUCGUCUAUUAAAAUUUUAACUGACAAACAUGGAUUUCAAUCCUGAAAAAACAGGAUUUUUUGAUCUGAUAACUCAUCUGUGCAAAUCAUUGUUGGAAAAAAAUCCUAAAAUUAAUAAUUCGCGAAGAAACAAUUCUGAUAAAAUGAUAAAUAAAAUGCGUACUUUAGCAUUUCAAAUUUUAUUAAAAAAACAUCAUGAAAUAUUAGAUUUUGAGGAUAAUUGUAACACUGAAGAAGUUGACCCAAUAGUUGAUUUAUUAAAAUACUCCUUCGUGUUGAAAACUACUUUUGGAUGUUCAUCAAUAUCAACAAAGUUAGAAAACUUAUUAAAUGGAUUAUUAGAUAAUCUAGAUGAAAUUCAUUUUAUAAUGCCUGUAUUAUAUUUUCUAAGUUGUUUAAAAAACUAUCAACGUCAGGAACAAGAUAGUUUGAAUAUUUUUUAUUAUGGUAAACAUAAUCCUGCUUUACCAGAAGUUAUAGAAAAUGAAAAUGAAGUACCACAAUAUCAAAUUUAUCCUACAUCAGCAUUUUCGUUAUCCCAUAAAAUAAAUCAGAUGACUGAUAUUAAUAAUCAUGAUUUUAUGAGGGUUAACUUGGAGGCUUCUUUUGGUUUUACAUUUCAAUUUCAAUUGCAAAUAACAAAUAAUGAGUUUUCAAUGGCACCAUAUUCAUUUCAGAAUAUGAAUGCAAUAGGAGGAAUAGAAAAUGAAUUUUAUCCAAAUCAUAUCAAAUCUCUGUGGCAUCGAAAAGAGAUUGAAUAUAAAGAUGUUGAGACGUAUGAUUCAUUAUCAACAUCAAAUGAAUCAAUAGAAUCAUUAAACAAUGUUGAUGAUUUAUCACAAGUUGAUAAUGUUGUUACAUGGGAAACAAUGGGACAUCCAGAAUCAUCAAAACAAACUCAUUUUAUUCUAGAAUCAAAAGAUGCAAUUGAACACUUACAAUUUUAUCAAAAUUUAUCCAUUGAUUCCAUGGAUAUUCGUGAUCAAGAGCUACAAAAAAUUGAUAUUAGUGUUGAGGAAUUGAAGCAAAAUAUUAAGUUAGCAUUGCUUGGAAUAGAUUCAGGUUGUUAUGUUUGGGAUGAUAAAAGAGGAUUUAUUCUAAAAUCAAAUGUUUCUGUGAGAGGAUUAAGUAAAGAAACAUUAGAAAGUAUUUCAUCUGAAAUAACGCAUUGGGCUACAUGUUUUAAACUUUUAUCUCGACUAGUGAAGGGUGAUUCUGAAACUGAUAAAUCCAAAAAAGAAGGUUUAAUAUUUAAAGCAAUGCGUAACAGCAUAGAUGAAAUAAUAGUUCACUAUGUAGCAGCUAUUUCACAAAUAUUUAACCACGAUAAUUUAAAAGAAUUAUUAAGUUUAUUAUUUCGUUUACGGAAAUUAGGAAUAUUAAUUUCUGAAGUAGCUAAACUUUGUCGUUGUGAUAAUGUACAUCAAAUUGUAUUAACUGAAGGUACAGGAAUUUUAUCACAUAUUUAUACAGAAGUUACUAAAAAGACCAAACCCAAUAUUGCUUUAGUUUAUUAUUCAGUAUUAAAAUCUUGCUGUGAAGCUUAUUUUCAAUUAUUAGAAAAAUGGAUUUUUGAGGGAUCUAGUGAUGAAGCUUAUGGAGAAUUUAUUAUAAAAAUACGUAGCCAAUAUUUACGGCAUCGUGGUCAUAAAUUUUGGACUAAAUGUUUUGGGAUAAAUAAUCAAGCAGUACCUGGAUUUUUAAAAAAUCUCACGGAUUUAAUUUUACAAUGUGGAAAAACAGUAAAGUUACUGAAAAUAUGUAAUCCAAAUAAUCCGUUAUGUAAUUUAUUUCUAAUGGCACGGCCUACAAUGAAAGUAUGUUUAAGUGUUCAAAUGUUGUCUGAACAAGAAGAAAUUUGUCAAUCAUACAUAAGGAAAGGAAUGGAAAUAUUAGGAAUGAACGUUACCAUUAGUACCGCUCUUCAAGAAAUGAAAGCUAUAGAGAAAGCUAAGGCUGAUCAUGUAAUUGCCAUUCAAUAUGAAACAUUACAACGAAUUAAAAAAGAUCGACAAAAAGCACAGUUGUUGAUAGCCAAAAAUAAACGUGAACUUUUAGCAGAUCAAAAAAAACAGGUGCAAGAUGCAAUUUUACGAAAAGAAAAAGCUAAAGAGGCUGAAUUAUUACAAGAUAAAUUAAUGUUGGAAAGACAUUUGGCUGAAGAGGAAAAAAUACGAAUAGAUCGAGAAGCUGAAAUACAAGUUACUUUAGAUUAUUAUAAAGAAUUAGCCGCGGAAGCUAAAAAACAACGGGCUCGAGCUCUGUGGAGAACAAAAAGAAUGAAAAUUUUCGAUGAGAGGCUCAGUAUUAUUACAUUAACACGUCAAGAUGAAAUAAAUAUGCUAUUUAAGAAAGAAUUUUUCAAUAAUUCGGUAUCUAUUAUUAAAAAUAACGAUACAAAUGCUAAACCAGAAAAUAUCAAUUUAAUAAAAUUUGAAUCAGCUAUAGACAUUGCAAAUAAUUUAAUAAAAUACGAAGAUCGUAAUAAAUUAAAUAAGAAUGAUAAUCAAAAAAGAAAUAAUGAAAUAAAAAGCAUAGACAGACCCACUCGUCCAACUCUUUUACCUGUAAAUAAACAAAAUACAACAAUUGAAUCAAUAUUCAAUGAAAUUUCUGAAAACAAUCCUACAUUUAAAAAUACACGAACGCAAAUUUGCUAUAAUUUAAAUGCGAAGAGCAUUGUUGAAGAUAAAACGCAAUGUACACUAACAAAUACUGCUAAUAUUAAUGAUAACAACAAUUUGAAUAUCAUUAUUCUUGAUGAAAAAUCUAAUAGAAAUACAAUUGAUAAUGAAAUGGAUAACGCUAAUGAUCAAAAUAAUCAGAAAAAUACAAACAAUGCUCAAGAAGAACAAGAAGCUUUUAAAUCAGAAGGUGAUAAUAAUGAAGCGGGAAAUUCUAUUGAUAUACGACAAACUCCAAAUCCAACAGGAAAUGAAUUAAAUGACACAACACCAAUGUCUUGUACUACUGAUAGUUAUGUACCUUCUGGAAUGAGUGGUUCUGCUAUAUAUAAUUGUCUUGAAAAUGGUUCUCUUGAAUCGAAAAAUGAUUUUGAAACACCAACAACUCCUGGUGAUUUUCUAAAUAGUCGUAAUGCAGAAAGCAGAUUGUCAGGAGAAGAUUAUUUCCCUCGAUCGAGUAGUCAAUUUUUUAAUAUGAUGAAAACAAAUAAUUUUAACCCACCUGCAUUCGAAACAUCUCUAUCGAAAGCUGAUGUUGCCAUGAUAGAUAAUACAUCUCUUCAAGUAUAUUUAGAAAAAUCUGUUUUAAUUCCUUUGCGUGUUCAAAGUCAUUUAGCUAAUUCUGCAAUUGUUAAAUGCUUAAUAUAUGAUCAUAAGAUGCUUUCGCAUUUACAAAGUUUGAGAUGUUUUUUCUUUCUUUUAAAUGGUGAAUUUGCAAAAAAUCUUACAGGACCAUUAUAUGCUAAAUUUUACAGUAUUUCUAUGCCUGAUGAAUUAUUUAAUUCAUCUGCGUUAACAAAUUUAUUAGAAAAUGCUCUACAUUAUUCACUCAAUAGCUCUUACACUAAUUCUGAGCUACUAAGUCUUACAGCUAUUGAUAUACCAACUCGUUUAAAGGUAUUGGAUCCAGAGGCUUUAAACUGUCUUUGCUUGCGCUAUAAAGUAACAUGGCCGUUAAAUAUUAUAUUGGAUGAAGCUGUAAUGCAACAAUAUGAUAAAGUUUUUAAAUUCCUAUUGAUGGUAGGACGUGUAAUGUGGGUUCUUCAAGAAGAUUUUUGUAUUUUAAAAAAUCAACGAGAAGCAGCUCUUUCUUAUCAAUAUCAUCGGGUUCAGCUAUUUCGUCAUGCAAUGAUGCAGUUUAUGACUGCAUUAAGUAAUUAUCUUACCUGCAGUGUGUUACAUUCCAGCUGGGCAGAAUUUGAAAAAGAUCUUGAGAAUGCCAUGACAAUAGAUCAAAUUUAUGCUACUCAUGUGAGUUAUAUCAAGAAAAUUUUAUCAAGAUGUAUGUUAACAAAUCGUGGUGAAAAGCUACGAAUUUGUUUGCGUAAUGUUUAUCAAAUCAUACUUAAAUUCCACAAUUAUUUGCGAUCUCAUGAUUGGGUUUCCACAUCUAAAGGAUAUGUUCAUCCUAAUUUUUCUAAAUUAGAAAAAAUGUAUGAAGGAUUUUGUACUAUGAGGACAUAUCCAGCACAAGUUGUUGAUAGAUAUGCUAGUAGUGGUUACCAGAUGCAUCUCACACGCUUUCUUGAUGCUCUUAAUAUUAAUCCACUAUUUAGUUUAUAAAUAAAUUAUAAACUAUUUAUAAAAUUAUUUAAAAACAAAUUUUAGAAAACUUCCAUUUUUCUAUGAUUAUAGUUAUAUUUAUUGUAUUAUACAGAUAUAACAAAAAUAAAAA